UAAAGAGAGACACAGAUGAUCAGAUUCAGCUUCAGACCAAACUAACACCUUCCUCUAAAUGAGUCCAGCUACAGGAGAGAAAAGUGGAAACUACAACACUGCUGCUUCAAGCUGCUGACUCUCCACACACUGAAGCUUCACUCAGAGACUAAAUGGCUUCCAGAUCAGAGGAGGAUCUCUGCUGUCCGGUCUGUCAGGAGGUCUUCAGAGAUCCUGUUCUUCUGUCAUGUAGCCACAGCUUCUGUAAAGUCUGUGUGAAGAACUGGUGGAGACAGAAUCCAUUACACCAGUGUCCAGUUUGUAAGAGAAGAUCUUCAAGAGGUGAUCCACCUUCAAACUUGGUGCUGAGGAACCUGUGUGAGUCCUUCUUACAGGAGAGAGAUCAGAGAUCUCCAGAGGCUCUCUGCAGUCUGCACUCUGAGAAACUCAGACUCCUCUGUCUGGACCAUCAGCAGCCAGUGUGUCUCGUCUGCAGAGAUUCAGAAAAACACUCCAACCACAGAUUCAGUCCCAUCGAUGAAGCUGCACCAAAUCCAAAGAAGAACCUUCAGGAAACUCUGGAGCCCUUAAAGAAGAAGUUAAAGGUUUAUGAAGAAGUUAAAGUGAAGUUUGAUGCAACAGAAAAACACAUCAAGGUCCAGGCCCGACACACAGAGAGGCAGAUUAAGGAGCAGUUCAAGAAACUUCACCAGUUUCUUGGAGAGGAAGAGGAGGCCAGGAUGGCUGCACUGAGGGAGGAAGAGGAGCAGAAGAGUCAGAUGAUGAAGGAGAAGAUGGAGGCUCUGAGCAGAGAGAUAGCAGCUCUUUCAGACACAGUCAGAGCCACAGAGGAGGAUCUGAGAGCUGAAGACGUCUCAUUCCUCAACAACUACAAGGCUGCAGUGGAAAGAGUCCAGCGCUGCCCCCUGCUGGAUGAUCCACAGCUGCCCUCAGGAGCUCUGAUAGACCAGGCCAAACAUCUGGGCAACCUGGCCUUCAACAUCUGGAACAACAUGAAGGACCUGGUCUCCUACACUCCUGUCAUUCUGGAUCCAAACACUGCUCAUCCAGAACUGAUCCUGUCUGAAGAUCUGGUCAGUGUGAGAUUAGGAGAUGAACAACAACUUCCUGAUAAUCCAGAGAGGUUUGAUUAUUACUGUUCUGUCCUGGGCUCUGAGGGCUUUAACUCAGGGACUCACAGCUGGGAUGUUGAUGUUGGAGAUAACGCAGCCUGGAUACUGGGUGUGUCAGCAGAGUCUGUCCAGAGGAAGGGAGACAUACGAUCUGGAUUAUGGACAGUAAGGUUCCAUGAAGGUAAAUACUCAACAUGGUCACCAUCAGAUCCUGACACUGAUCUCUCAGUAAAGAAGAAGCUCCAGAGGAUCAGAGUGAAUCUGGACUGGAACAGAGGAAAUCUGUCCUUCUCUGAUCUUGAUACUAACACACACAUACACACCUUCACACACACUUUCACUGAGAGGAUGUUUCCAUUAACUUUCAAUGGGGAUAAACUCCCAGUGAAGAUUUUACCAGUGAAUCAGAUCAGUUAGAGAUAAACAGGAUGAUUAUAAAUGUGUACUGGGUUGUAACAACUAAUCAGUGUCAGUGAUCAUAUAAGUUGUAGUUUUGUCAUCAUGAUGUUAAAGAAGAACCAGAUGAUGUUUAAGAACAAGUCAAAGUCCUGACCUUCAUCCAGUAGAAAUGUUGGAGCAUCAGUUGAUGAUGAUGUUGAGGAAACCACCAACAUCUCACAACUCAGCUGGUUCUGAUCUGAAUGGGAUCAGAUUAGACCCUGAUCAGCUGUUACCACAAAUAUUUAGUCUAAAGGACUCGUGGACUCACACACUGGGCACAAGGACAUGAAUAUGAACUUCUUUUUCUGAUUAAACAAAGACACAAGUCUAAUAUUUUGAUUCAUGUGUUUGAUUGGGUGCUAUCUCUGUCUACUUGUACUGCUGUGUGAAAAUCCUCAGAUGUUUAGAUUCUUUUUAUGUGAAAGUGUAGAAAGAAUGAAUUAUGGAAACACAUGUUUGGUAAAAUAUAAAAAUACAAAAAACAAGCCAUGAUUUGCCAUGAUC
Mugil cephalus (flathead mullet) is the source of this 2057-nucleotide messenger RNA. RefSeq names its product nuclear factor 7, brain-like. The transcript has 2 exons. The coding region runs from base 153 to 1529 and encodes 458 amino acids. The record is from RefSeq and is a predicted model, not a curated record. Gene Ontology annotation, molecular function: zinc ion binding; protein binding. NCBI's taxonomy places the organism in Eukaryota, Metazoa, Chordata, Actinopteri, Mugiliformes, Mugilidae.